Molecule: messenger RNA, 3270 nt
Organism: Phytophthora nicotianae INRA-310
Lineage: Eukaryota; Oomycota; Peronosporomycetes; Peronosporales; Peronosporaceae
Exons: 6
Coding region: 1-3270 (1089 amino acids)
Molecular function (GO): nucleic acid binding
Source: RefSeq, a predicted model, not a curated record
AUGGAAGACGAGAUUGUAGACGAUAACGUGACUAAGAUGCUUCAGGCCGGUAUGUUCGAGGAAGGAAUCGGCGCUUGGGGAUUCCCGGUGGUCCUAGUAAAGAAGAAAGAUGGUACAGUCAGGUUCUGUGUGGAUUAUCGCGCCCUCAACAAAAUCACGAAGAAAGAUGUACACCCGCUCCCCAGAAUUGACGAGACGCUGGAGGCUCUGGGUGGGGCAUCGCUAUUCACCACACUAGACUUACUGGCAAAUUCGCGUAGCACCGGAGAACAAGUACAAGACUGCAUUCACAACGAAGAAGGGUUUGUACAGAUUCUGUAUUUAGGUGACAUUAUUGUCUUUACACGAGGAGGUAUUACACGACAGCUAGCUACGGUACUGGAGCGGUUGGCUACGGCUGGACUCACACUCAAGUUGAAGACAUGCUUGUUCGCCACGACGGCGAUGGAAUACUUAGGCCACGAGUUGAGUAGCGACGGAGUUCGGCCACUUCCACGGUUGGUGUCGGCGGUACAGGACUUCCCGAGACCGAAGGACGCGGUGGAAGCCAAGCCCUUCGUGCAUCUUGCAGGAUACUACCGGCGAUUUGUCGAGGGAUUCGGCUCCAUAAUGGCGCCCAUUACAAAACUACUAAGGAAGAACGUGGACUGGGAGUGGACGCCCGCUCAGGAAUCGGCGUUUGAUUGUGUAAAGGCAGAAUUGACGAAGCAGCCGCUGUUGAUCUAUCCAGACUUUCAGUUGCCCUUCAGAGUGGUGACCGACGCGAGUCAAGUGGGUCUCGGUGCCUGCUUGAUGCAAGAUAAAGGCGACGGUUGGCGACCGGUCACCUAUGACAGCAAAAUGAACAGUGUGACGGAAAGUAAGUACGGCAUUACAGAGCUGGAGGGUUACGCAGUGGUCUGGGCUAUCAAAAUCUUUCGGCCUUACCUUUACGGGCAUAACUUCACGAUCGUCACCGACCACUCCGCGUUGAAGUGGUCGAUGAUAAGUCCCAACCUAACUGACAAACUACAUCGUUGGGCAUUGACUCUACAAGAGUUCAACUUUGAUGUUGAAUAUCGGCCUGGUACCACGAACGUAGUGGCAGAUGCGCUUUCGCGAGCACCAACAGUGGCUACGACAAGGACGGCGGUUGGUCGAAGGACGCGGCCACGACAAAGGGCGGCAGGACGAGCGGAUACAGCGGGUACAACAGCGGUCAACGGCGCGGAAACGGCGACUGAAUGGGUGGUGCCGGCUACGAGAGAUGGAGCAGGUGCCACGACGUUCGCGGGAAGGACGUGCGUUGAGGACGUGCUGGGCGACGUGCUGGCUGAUUUGGUGGCGAGUGUGGUCGCCAACGUGCGAUCAGAGCGGCGGAAGGCAACAAAUAACGAGGAACGGCGAAUGGUGGGAGUGAGCGGCAAUCAGGCGACUACGAAGACGGAAGACGGGACGGGCAAGGGUCCCGGUCAGACGGAAGCGGCUACAGCGCCGUCCAGUACGACAGAACGGCGCAUGCGACGUAAACAAAGGAUGGUAAGUGCCACGGAGGCGACCCGGCCCUUCACCCGUGCGGUGAAGCGGCGAAUGAACGAAGAACGACUAAGGGAGGCGGAGUCGGUGAUGGCUACGCAUCUGCCGGGCGACGAGGUCAGCAGUGCGAAGUCGACGGAACUGGGGCAGGCUGAGGGAGCGACGACGAAGUCGAACAUGACGGAUAGUACGGCGACGCUCCGAAGACCACCAACGACGCAGCGACGAAGGACGCCAGUAACGGCGACUAUGUAUUCACCGAGCGAGGCCAGGGUGAAGGCGGCGGACCGACGAGGAACAAAGAAGAAUGGCGCGGUUGGCGGUACGAUGAACACGGAGACGAAGGACCGACUGAUCCGAAGCGGACCACGAGCGGCAGGAAACGAGUGCGGUUCGAUAUGCCGCAUGACGGGGGAGUAUGACCAGGACCUGGACGGCCAGAGCGACGUCGGAAAUGGGCGACGCAGCGAGCGAGUUGGCCAACGUUGCAGCUUACGGACGACGAGACCGCUGACGCCCAGAAGAACAAUCAGCUGCGGCGGGACCGCGCGUGAUACUCCCACCAGCGUUGUGGGCAAUCGCGUUCAAGGAGAACCACGACUCGGUAUGGGCAGGGCACCUGCGAACUGCUCAUACGUGUGCACGAAUUUUGCAAACCUACUGGUGGCCGAACCUCGAACGCGAAGUGAAGCGUUGGACAGGUGGGCCUUAAGCGUGGCCGGACCGCUGCCUACGACGGAUAGUGGACAAAGGUUCAUCAUUGCGGCGGUGGAAUACGUCACCAGGUACGCCGUGGCUGUGACUGUACAGCAACACACUGCAGAAAAUGUGGCGUCGUUUCUAAUGCAGAAUGUGGUGAACCUGGAAGGACUGCGUUGCGGCAUACGUGGACGACACGGAGCAGGCGUUUGGGACGUCUGGGUGGACUUCGCGGUCUACGCAUACAAUUCUGGACGGCAUUUAACGGUGGUGCUGUCACCAAAUGAUCUCAUGAUGGGGAGACAGCUGCGGAGCCCCAACGACCUACUGCGGAGAGUGGGCGUUGCAGAAACAGGCGAGUUGACCAGCUAUCAUCGACGCUUGCUCGCAGCGAUGAGAGAGCCAGUCACGCAUGCGCCGAACGAGCACGAGAAUGAGAACAACGACGACAGGUUAAGUAUUACAAUCGCAAAGUACGGCGGAAGUGGGGGGGGGGGGGGGAUUGAGCCGAAUGGUCGCGUGUGGAUGUACCGACCUCCGAGGGGGCCCAAAGCCUCAAAGUUCGUACAUCAAUGGGUCGGACCGAUGAGCGUGAUUGAACAGGCGGGAUAUGACAAUCACCUGUUGGAACGUGAGGACGAUGAAGGAAGUCCGGUGGCGGCGGAUAUUAAGAUGCAACUCGAGUAUGAAAGCGCGCUCGAACACGCGAACGAUGACACGGCGGCAGGCGAGAUUAUGGGAGCAACGAAAGUUCCUGUACACGCAACAGUUGCGUCACGAAGCCAGAAACGAAAUGCUCAGACAGUGGCAAGUGCGGACAGCGGCGGAGGACAGAACGAGAUACUGGUGGAAUUCCGGCGCAGACGGAGGCGAAACGAAGCUGGACAUUACGUCCUCGAGUACCAGCUACGGCCGGCUCGAGACGGUGGAUCACCACGAGAUGGAUCUACAGGCAAGACGGGAGACGAAGGGCAUUGGGUAUCCGUGCGAGAAUACGACCGACUCUUUCAUUCCGACAGGGUCGCGGAAGACCCUGUAUGUGGAGAAAACGUGUAA